AAAAUUUUGUCAAUCUUAUGAGUUUUAUUGUGUUUACAUUAUUAUGCUUAUUCUUGUGAUACGAUGCAUUAAAAAGUAGUAGUUAUUUGAUAUAAGUGGAAGAAGAGCCCUAAUACAAAAAGAAACUAUGGAUAAUAACGGCCAAUGGAUGACAUCACUGCCAAAUGAGCUGCGUAAUUUGCCAAUCAUUAAUCUUGCAAUACCCGGUUCUCAUGAUACAAUGUCAUAUGGCAUAAAAUCUGGAGCAAAGCCAGCUCCAGAUGCCGAACGGUCCACGAGGUGUCUGAAUAUCUUUUUCCCUUGCUGUGUCAGACGUUGGGCGAAGACACAGUCUUCCAGUAUUGUGGAACAAUUGUUGUUAGGUGUGCGUUAUUUUGAUUUGCGAGUAUGCCAAAAAAACGAUAAAUUCUAUUUUGCACAUGGGCUCUUUGCUAUGGAAAUUUUUGAACCACUGGAAGAACUCAAACACUUUUUACUUUCAAAUAAGGGAGAAGUUUGCAUAUUGGACUUCCAGCAUUUUUACGAUAUAAAUAUAUCACAACAUUCGCAACUACAGAACCUUUUACUGCAAUUAUUUGACCCCCUGCUGUACACCAGAACUGAUGGAGCCAUAACUGACUUUACUUUGAAUAGGUGCAGUGCAUUGGAUAAACAAAUAUUUUUGAUUUAUCGUCGUUGUCCGUUGCCAUUGCCAAAAGAAUUUUGGCCUAGUAAUGCUUGGCCGACUCCAUGGCCAAAUGUAACUUCCAUUAAAAAGCUAGAAACAUAUCUUCAAAAAUCUCUACAAUCCAGAAAACCUUCCCAGGGAUUUGUCUCACAAUGUGUAUUAACACCUUCCGGAAAGUACAUAACGCUGAGAUUUUUUUCCUCUUUACGCAAAACUGCGAAAAAAGUCAACGAAAGGUUGAAGCCGUGGAUUGAAGAACAAACUCCUGGACCAUUUGUGGAUCAUGAACAGCCUACAACAAAUGUGUUUAUUACAGAUUUUACUAGUUUAGAUAAUGGACUAUUCUGUAAAAUGGUUAUCGGACUUAAUUAUAAAAUUGAAAAUCAGUCAAAAAUCGGUGAUAGUUAAAGCUAGAGUUGUAUCCUGAUGUACAAUCAUAAAUAGCCGAAUAGAUGUAAUGUUUAGUAUUUAGGAAUGUUAUUUUGUACGCACAAACUUAAAGUGCACCCGUAAUAUUUUUGUAAAUGUAUGGAUUAUAAACAUAUAAGUAAUACUGGAAAAAGCUUUAUUUUAACAACAUAAACUAAGAUACAAAUUGCAAACUUUUACUAUAUAUUAGAAUAAAUUUAUAGUUGAAUUUUUUACAACUUGAAAAAAAAAUU
Messenger RNA from Zeugodacus cucurbitae (melon fly), 1329 nucleotides. Its product is annotated as PI-PLC X domain-containing protein 3. Gene Ontology annotation, biological process: lipid metabolic process. NCBI's taxonomy places the organism in Eukaryota, Metazoa, Arthropoda, Insecta, Diptera, Tephritidae. Bases 128 to 1075 code for a protein of 315 amino acids. Gene Ontology annotation, molecular function: phosphoric diester hydrolase activity. The transcript has 3 exons. The record is from RefSeq and is a predicted model, not a curated record.